CCGGGCGAGCUUCCUCCCCGUUUUCUUCCUUCCAAUCCGUUUCCCCGCCACGCCCGUUCCUCCUCCCUCCCCGCGACAGUUUCUCACCGGCCUCCCCCCGCCCACCCUGCGGGUCGGAGAGUCGUGUAUGUGCGGCAACAACAUGUCUGCCCCGCUGCCAGCCAUCGUCCCGGCCGCCAGAAAGGCCACCGCCGCGGUCAUAUUUCUUCAUGGAUUAGGAGAUACAGGGCAUGGGUGGGCAGAAGCAUUUGCUGGAAUCAGAAGCCCCACACAUAAGUAUAUUUGCCCACAUGCGCCAGUUAUGCCAGUUUCUUUAAACAUGAACAUGGCUAUGCCUUCUUGGUUUGAUAUCUUGGCUCUCUCAGAUUCACAGGAAGAUGAAGCUGGGAUUAAGCAAGCAUCAGAGAAUGUGAAAGCACUUAUUGAGCAAGAAGUAAGGAAUGGAAAUACCCUCAAACGAAAUUUGGGAGGAUUUUCUCAGGGAGGAGCUUUAUCAUUGUACACAGCUCUCACAACAAAUCAGAAGCUGGGGGGUAUUGUAGCACUCAGCUGUUGGCUUCCGCUGCGGACCUCAUUUCCACAGGGUCCUAUCAACUGUGUCAACAGAGACAUUCCCAUUUUCCAGUGCCAUGGUGACUGCGAUCCUUUAGUUCCGCUUAUGUUUGGUUCCGUCACUUCUCAGACACUAAAGACAAUGUUAAAUCCUGGCAACAUAAGUUUUAAAACUUAUUCGGGCAUGAUGCAUAGCUCGAGUAUUGAGGAAAUGAUGGAUGUGAAGCAGUUUAUUGACAAGCAACUACCUCCAAUUGACUGAAACUGUGUGAGAAACCUUUUGUUAAAUGCACCAGCAGCAGUUGUCACCUGUACUAAAUUGUUCCUUUUCAUGCA
Molecule: messenger RNA, 888 nt
Organism: Lacerta agilis (Sand lizard)
Lineage: Eukaryota; Metazoa; Chordata; Lepidosauria; Squamata; Lacertidae
Gene: LYPLA1
Product: lysophospholipase 1
Biological process (GO): protein depalmitoylation
Cellular component (GO): cytoplasm
Molecular function (GO): palmitoyl-(protein) hydrolase activity; carboxylic ester hydrolase activity
Source: RefSeq, a predicted model, not a curated record